Micromonas pusilla CCMP1545 is the source of this 1170-nucleotide messenger RNA. RefSeq lists its product as uncharacterized. The transcript is spliced from 3 exons. The coding region runs from base 1 to 1170 and encodes 389 amino acids. The record is from RefSeq and is a predicted model, not a curated record. NCBI's taxonomy places the organism in Eukaryota, Viridiplantae, Chlorophyta, Mamiellophyceae, Mamiellales, Mamiellaceae.
AUGCGUCUCUUCCUCGCGUCGUGCGUCCUCCUCGCCCUCGGCGCGGACCUCGUCGCCGCGGGCCCCGCGGCGUCGGCGUCGGCGUCGGCGCCGCCGAGAGACGGCGCGCGCCGCGGUCGCGGCCGAGCCCGCGGCCGCGCCGCGCCCGCGCAGAUCCUCCGCGACGCGGACGCGGACGCGGACGCGGACGCGGACGUCGUCGUCGCGCAGCAAGCCGCGGGGCCGGCGUCGUCGCCGACGCUCGCGACGCCUAUCUUCGACCCGACGACGCAGGACAUCGGCGACGCGAGCGCGUUCAUCGAGGACGCGCGCCGCCGCGCGGAGCGCAUCGCGAGCGACGAGGUCCGCGACGCGGUGAACGAUCUCUACGCGCCCAUCUUGGACCGCGACUACCCGGACGCCGGCGAAGGCGACGGCGACGGUUUCACGCCCCGAGGGUUCUCGAGGUGGCUCCGCCGCGGCCGCGAAGGCGACCGCGCGUCCUUCGGCCCUUCCCGGCCAGUCAUCGGCGAGAGCGUCGUCGACGCGCUCGAGCUGAGCGACGACAUCCUAUCCCUGACCGCGCCGGGCGCCGCGAGCGCGGCAGAGAGCGGGUUCGACGCGCUCGCGGAGGUGGCCGGCGACGCCGCCGCCGCGCCCGCCGCCGAGACUGAGAACGACCCUGACGCCGACCCCGCCGGGUUCGACCUCUCCGACCUCGCGACGACACAGCCGACGCCGUCCGAGCUGGAAGCGAUCGCGGGAAGCGCGCAGAUCGCGUCCAAGGUGGCCGCGGCGAUGAACAACGCCGCGACCGCGGCGUACCAGCGCGCCACGACGCCGGAGCAGCGCGCGGCGGUCAAGGACGCCGCCGCCUCCGCGGCCGCGGCAACGAUCCAAAAGACGCUCGAGAUGCAAGCGACCGCGCCGGUGGGUCGUUACGUCCCCGGCGAUUCCCAGUGGGGCGUCGACGCGACGUUCAAGGCGCGCGAGGUUUUGGACGCCGUGUAUCGCGCGCAGCGGGAACGCGCGUUCGGCGGCGACGGCGCGCGACGGAGCGGCGGCGGCGCGGGCGGCGAGCCUUCGUUUGACCGCGCUGGGGUGUAUAAUCCCGCGGGCGACGGCGACGCGUUCGUCGCCGAGGUGUGGAGGCAGAUGCGGCUCGGAAGAGAGAUGGAAGGCGAGGCGUGA